GCCGCCGCGCCGCUCUCCGGCUCUGGUGGAGAGCGCCCAGCUGGAGCGGGAGGCGGUGCGGCUGUAGCGCCGCGGGGAGGGCCGCGCCGGUUGCCUUGUGCAGCCGCGUCUCCGCUAGCGGCCCCGUGCCGUCCCUGGGGCACUGUGCAGUGUUAGCCCGGGACUAAAGCUGCCGGCCUUCGCGGGUGGCUGGAUCCGCGUCCCGCCUCAGCGCCCGGAGGACAUGCGGGAGAGAGAAUGAGCCAGAGGGACACGCUUGUGCAUCUGUUUGCCGGGGGAUGUGGUGGUACAGUAGGAGCUAUUCUGACAUGUCCACUGGAAGUUGUAAAAACACGGCUGCAGUCAUCUUCUGUGACACUUUAUAUCUCUGAAGUUCAGUUAAACACCAUGGCUGGAGCCAGUGUCAACCGAGUAGUGUCUCCUGGACCUCUCCAUUGCCUAAAGGUGAUAUUGGAAAAAGAAGGGCCUCGUUCCUUGUUCAGAGGAUUAGGCCCCAAUUUAGUGGGGGUGGCCCCUUCCAGAGCAAUAUACUUUGCUGCUUAUUCAAACUGCAAGGAAAAGUUGAAUGGUAUAUUUGAUCCGGAUUCUACCCAGGUACACAUGAUUUCUGCUGCAAUGGCAGGUUUUACUGCAAUCACAGCGACCAACCCCAUUUGGCUUAUAAAGACUCGGUUACAGCUUGAUGCAAGGAACCGUGGGGAAAAGCGAAUGGGUGCUUUUGAAUGUAUUCGUAAAGUGUAUCAGACAGAUGGACUUAAAGGAUUUUAUAGGGGCAUGUCUGCUUCAUAUGCUGGCAUAUCAGAGACUGUUAUCCAUUUUGUUAUUUAUGAAAGUAUUAAGCAAAAACUACUGGAAUAUAAGAUUGCUUCUACAAUGGAAAAUGAUGAAGAGUCUGUAAAAGAAGCAUCAGAUUUUGUGGGAAUGAUGCUAGCUGCUGCCACCUCAAAAACUUGUGCCACAACUAUAGCAUAUCCACAUGAAGUCGUAAGAACAAGACUACGUGAAGAGGGAACAAAAUACAGAUCUUUUUUUCAGACACUGUCUUUGGUUGUUCAAGAAGAAGGUUAUGGGUCUCUUUACCGUGGUCUAACAACUCAUCUGGUGAGACAGAUUCCGAACACAGCCAUUAUGAUGGCCACCUAUGAAUUAGUGGUCUACCUUCUCAAUGGAUAGCAACUUGGGGCUGCUGUACUAUGAAGAGGGAAGACCAAAAGAUGACAGUGGACCAUGCAGUAUCGAAGCCAGCAUGGUGGACAGAAGAAAAUAGCUUGGGAACAUGUAACUAUGCCUAAGGGAAAGUUUGGUUGUAGGAAUUAAAGUAAUUACAACCGCAUUACUUGGUCUUUUAAGUAAUGUGAAAAAAACCUAGGCUGCCUCUAAGAAAAAGCCUUUAGAAGCACUACUUCUUUCCAAAUUGCCAUUUUCUCUACCAUGUCCCCGGGACAUAGUUGGAUUUUAUUGAUUUAUGGCAGAAUAUAGUGUUUAUUCCAUGAGCACUUUUCCAGUCUCCUAAUAAAGCCAUCUCUAAUCGUAUAAAUAUUACAACUAUCCAAAGAUAGUAUUGACAGUCAUAAAUGUCUUACCUCUGGCUUCUGUGUAAUUCCUGUAAAAUUGUAAAAUAACAGUAAUAAGUGAGAUCCUUAGUAUUGUUUUCACAUUUCCUUGAGAGGAUCUGGAAUAUUUUAAAGUUAAUUAUUUGGCAUUAGUCGUUACUAGUUUUGACAGCCAAUGAAAUAGUAUCUAAAUAUCUUGCAUAUUUUUAGCUUUAAAAUAUUUGGUUUCCACUACUAACAGGAGUUUGAUGUUCAGCGUAAUAAGGACACUUAAAUUGUUGGUUAACAUAUCAAAUUCAGUGGCAAUAGUUUGGUUCAGAAGAAACCGGUAAGAUGUUGACUCUUGGCCAUUUCAGUCACUUGAGCAUUUUCUCCUGUCUUUUCUGACUCUCUGAUGUGUGAAUGACUGCAGUUGUCUUUUCAGUGGUUUAUUAGUUAUGAACUUAAAUUAUCAUCCAUCAUACCUUGGUGUUCCUUUCUUAAAGUGAAAAAAAGUACCACUUCUGAAUCUUUUCUCUGUUUGCUUUCACAUUAGGAAUUUGAACCUUUGAGUUAUUUCCAGAUGAUCAAUAUAAAUUGCAUUUAUUUUGUAGAGAAAAUGGUAAUUUUCAGCUUUGCCAUAAUAGGUUUUUUUUUUAAGGUGGCAUUAUAAAUAUCUGGGGCAGUAUAAACAUAGAAAGGGGUCCCUCUGCCAUCUGACCGAACAGGCAGUGAUCCUAAUUGACUUACAGUUUUGUAAAUGAACAAAUGAACUGCUAUUGACAAGAAAUGUAUGUUAUCCUAAUUUCUUGAAUGGUAAAUCAUAGAAAGAUUCAAGUUAAUUCAGAUUAAGUGUGCUAACAGGAUAUAGCUUUUACAUUUUGCUAUUGAGUUCACCUCUACCUUUUAAUACUUAAAUGUAUUAUAUGUAUGGCCUUUAUGAAGAUGUUUGCUGUAAUUCUGUUAAAAGACUUUGCAUAUGGAUGUUGCUAUACUGGUGUAUAAAACAUCUACAAUUAAACUCCAACGUGGUACUCAUUUCAGUAUAGAUGAACUGUACAUUUUGUGCAAUGGCUUUAUCUUAAGAAUGACUCUUCGUGAAUGCACUUUGUGGCCUUUUUUGGGAGGUGGGAUAAGAGUAAGAGAGAAUUCCACUUUAGGAAUUUUUUUUUAAACAUUGGUCGUGUAUUAGGCAGAAACAGUGUUCAACAAAAUGUUUUUCUGGGUUUUAGAUACGGUGUUUUGGAGAUCUUUAAUACCAUAAAUGUUUUACAUAUUCUAUGUAUGCUCUAGUACCCCAACCAUAAAUUGUAGCACGUCAUUGCAAGCUUACUCUGCUGUCACCAAUGAAACAGUACCCUCUUAAAUUCCUCACCUUCUUAACUCCUUAUAAUCAACAGUAACUGGAUGUUUUUGAGGUGCUUUGAUUGGAAUUUAAAAACAUUCCAAUCUCUUUGGAGACCAAAGGCAAUUUCCAUUUCAUUACCUUUGGGAUUAUUCAUACCUUUAUGGUGACUUUUAGCUUUGACAUUUAUUGUGAGAAACAUGCCAAAAAAAAAAAAAAAAACAACCAACCCAAUAAUAAGGGUUUCUAACUUAAAUCUGGAGAGAAGGUCUCAAUCUAUAGUGUUUGCCUUUUCAGGUGCCACUUAUACUGCCUAAUACAGUGCCAUUUGCCUUGUGAAGAUGCAUAAACAUUAGUUGUGUUGAAUGUAGGACAGAGAUUCUCCAUAACUGUAAUGAUCUCAGUACAUCACAGCUGAUUAAGAAUGACAUGAAAACCAGCAGCUAAGGAACAUCUUAUUAUUUAGCUGUAGCAAAUUCAUACAAGUGUCCUUCAAGGAUGAACAUGUAUUCUAUUCCGGUUUGUAUUUAGCAAGUGAGACUUGAUGUGUUGACCUUUAGUGCAUUAUAUUCAGCCUUUAAAAAGUGAGUGUUCUCUAUGUACUGGAAGAAAAGAUCUUAGAGUCUUAGACUUUGUUUCUUUUUGCAACAACUGGAAAGGAGCAAUGAGGCUUAUUUUAAUUUUUUUCCCCAAAGCACAAUUUGCUGUAGUUUACUUUAUGUAUGACAGAGAUAAUUUAAAAAAGAAAACUAUGUAAAAGUUGUGUAUAAAGUUUGUCUCUGAAACAUUUCUUUGGAGAUUGUUUUAGUUGAUGCAAAUGUUUAAAAAAAAACAUACUUAAAGGAUUGCAUUUUUUUUAACUGUUUUGUUUUCAUCUAUUUUCUAUCAGAUGACUUUUUAUUUCUAGCUUAGAGAUAGGCAGCACUCUUCAAACUGGUCUGCACUUUUAUUAUGCAGUCUUCUCAGAAAAUUGAAUUGAACUUAAACAAGUUAAAGCAGUAGAUACUGAAAGAUACGCUCAUAGAGCCCCAGAUACAACUUUGGUACCUGUAGCACAUAGACCGUUUCCUAAAUCUCAAAGUCCAAAUCUGAGAAUUACCAACCCUGUGACUGGGUACAGUACAAUGCUUUUAAAUCCAGGAAAAAAACAAAAAAACUAUCACCAAAGCUUUUUCUUAAUUUUCAUUAUGUAUGUAACUUUGUGGAACCAACCUUCCUAGAUGGGGCCCACAAGUAAUAAUAUAACUUUGAAACUAGGAUAGAAUAUUGUUAGAUUAAUCAGCCUUUUGUCUCCUAAAACCUAAUGCCCAAUGUGGCGUAGCAUUAUUGUAUUAGGACCAGGUUGUUAAAAAUGAUGAGUGUUUACUCUUUUACUGGAGUAUAAACAUGUCAGCUUUUUUAGAUUAUUUGAAAUCACUAAAAAUACCAAUUUGAACUUGAAGGAUUUAAGUGCUCGAAAUCAGUCUGUCCUUUACUCUUCUAGCAUUGUUCCUGCCUAUCUUUUGUUGUUUACAUGCUCUUCCGCCCAGACUUUAGUACUGUCUGCUGAUCAUGACUAACAUUCCUAAGAAUAAAGGUAUUUCUGAAUGAUCUAAAUUAGAAGGAAUUUUAAUUAUAUGAAGGUGUUUAAUAUAAUGUACUUUCUGCCCAUUCAUGUCUCAUCAUGCCCUAUACUUCUUGUUAAUCUAAACACUGCUUUUUAGAAUACCCCUUUUAGAAACAAAAUUCUGGUUUCAGUUUUUAUGUUAAAAAACAUUUGAAUGUGUACCCCUCAUAUGUGAACAAUUAAAUUAUGAUCUAUUAGUCAUAGCUAAAUCAACUUCAGAGGAGUUGGUAUCUUUUGACCAUUUAUGUAAGGUUUGCUAUUCUUGCAUUUUGUGUACAUGGCUGUAAAUUAUGUGCAUUUAUUCUAUUUAUGUUAACUAGCUGCAUUUUAUUUGAAUUGUUAAAUUAAAAAAUUAAAAUAUC
This is a messenger RNA of Hyaena hyaena (striped hyena), 4845 nucleotides long. RefSeq names its product solute carrier family 25 member 36 (gene SLC25A36). The transcript is spliced from 7 exons. Lineage: Eukaryota; Metazoa; Chordata; Mammalia; Carnivora; Hyaenidae. Gene Ontology annotation, molecular function: pyrimidine nucleotide transmembrane transporter activity. Gene Ontology annotation, cellular component: mitochondrion. Gene Ontology annotation, biological process: pyrimidine nucleotide import into mitochondrion. The record is from RefSeq and is a predicted model, not a curated record. The coding region runs from base 238 to 1173 and encodes 311 amino acids.